GCUAAGCUGGAGUCGGAUAACAACCGCCGACUUUGUCCAACAAUUUAUUGGACAGUUUGGUCAUUUUACUCAGCCAUGAGCGCUAUAAGACGAGGCCUCCGCUCCUCCCAAAAUUCACAUAACCAUUCAAAGCUCAGAUCUAAACCCAUCCUAAUCUAGUCUCUCUCUUCUCAAUAUCAAGAUGCAGAUCUUUGUGAAAACCCUCACUGGCAAGACAAUUACAUUGGAAGUUGAAAGCUCCGAUACUAUUGAAAAUGUCAAGGCCAAGAUUCAGGACAAGGAGGGGAUCCCACCAGACCAGCAGAGGUUGAUCUUUGCGGGUAAGCAGCUUGAGGAUGGUCGUACCCUUGCAGACUACAACAUCCAGAAGGAGUCCACCCUCCAUUUGGUGCUUCGCCUUCGCGGUGGCAUGCAAAUCUUUGUGAAAACCCUCACUGGCAAGACAAUUACAUUGGAAGUGGAAAGCUCCGAUACUAUUGACAAUGUCAAGGCCAAGAUUCAGGACAAGGAGGGGAUCCCACCAGACCAGCAGAGGUUGAUCUUUGCGGGUAAGCAGCUUGAGGAUGGCCGUACUCUUGCGGACUACAACAUCCAGAAGGAGUCCACCCUCCACUUGGUGCUCCGGCUUCGUGGUGGCAUGCAAAUCUUUGUGAAAACCCUCACUGGCAAGACAAUUACUUUGGAAGUGGAAAGCUCCGAUACUAUUGACAAUGUCAAGGCCAAGAUUCAGGACAAGGAGGGGAUCCCACCAGACCAGCAGAGGUUGAUCUUUGCUGGUAAGCAACUUGAGGAUGGCCGCACCCUUGCAGACUACAAUAUCCAGAAGGAGUCCACCCUCCACUUGGUGCUUCGACUUCGUGGUGGAAUGCAGAUAUUUGUGAAAACCCUCACAGGGAAGACAAUCACCUUGGAGGUUGAAAGUUCUGACACUAUUGACAAUGUCAAGGCCAAGAUUCAGGACAAGGAGGGGAUCCCACCAGACCAGCAGAGGUUGAUCUUUGCGGGUAAGCAGCUUGAGGAUGGCCGUACUCUUGCGGACUACAACAUCCAGAAGGAGUCCACCCUCCACUUGGUGCUCCGGCUUCGUGGUGGCAUGCAAAUCUUUGUGAAAACCCUCACUGGCAAGACAAUUACUUUGGAAGUGGAAAGCUCCGAUACUAUUGACAAUGUCAAGGCCAAGAUUCAGGACAAGGAGGGGAUCCCACCAGACCAGCAGAGGUUGAUCUUUGCUGGUAAGCAACUUGAGGAUGGCCGCACCCUUGCAGACUACAAUAUCCAGAAGGAGUCCACCCUCCACUUGGUGCUUCGACUUCGUGGUGGAAUGCAGAUAUUUGUGAAGACCCUCACAGGGAAGACAAUCACCUUGGAGGUUGAAAGUUCUGACACUAUUGACAAUGUCAAGGCCAAGAUUCAGGACAAGGAGGGGAUCCCACCAGACCAGCAGAGGUUGAUCUUUGCUGGUAAGCAGCUUGAGGAUGGCCGCACCCUUGCAGACUACAACAUUCAGAAGGAGUCCACCCUCCACUUGGUGCUUCGACUUCGUGGUGGCAUGCAGAUAUUUGUGAAGACCCUUACAGGGAAGACAAUCACCCUGGAGGUUGAAAGUUCUGACACUAUUGACAAUGUCAAGGCCAAAAUCCAGGACAAGGAGGGCAUCCCACCAGACCAGCAGAGGUUGAUUUUUGCUGGAAAGCAGCUUGAGGAUGGUCGCACCCUUGCUGACUACAACAUUCAGAAGGAGUCGACCCUUCAUUUGGUUCUUCGUCUGCGUGGAGGCAUGCAAAUCUUUGUGAAAACCCUUACUGGGAAGACCAUUACCUUGGAGGUAGAGAGUUCGGACACCAUUGACAAUGUGAAGGCUAAAAUUCAAGACAAGGAAGGUAUCCCACCAGAUCAGCAGAGGUUGAUUUUUGCUGGAAAGCAGCUCGAGGAUGGGAGGACCCUUGCUGAUUACAAUAUCCAGAAAGAGUCUACCUUGCACCUUGUUCUUCGCCUUCGUGGUGGUUUCUGAUUUGUGUGGUGUGGUUGUGUCUAGUUUGUUCUUACUAGCUACUGGUAAUGCCUUGAUGGCUUUAAAUGAGUUUUAUAUCAUCCUAAACUUUGUUAUAUUUGGAAUGGUUGUACUUUUCUAAAGCUGUUUAAUGGCCGCUAUAAGGUCAUUGGUACUUUAUCUUAAAGGGCAAUAAAGUUGGCUUAACUCGCCUAUGUAAA
Messenger RNA from Hevea brasiliensis (rubber tree), 2211 nucleotides. Its product is annotated as polyubiquitin. The record is from RefSeq and is a predicted model, not a curated record. Gene Ontology annotation, biological process: protein ubiquitination; modification-dependent protein catabolic process. Gene Ontology annotation, cellular component: cytoplasm; nucleus. Bases 182 to 2011 code for a protein of 609 amino acids. NCBI's taxonomy places the organism in Eukaryota, Viridiplantae, Streptophyta, Magnoliopsida, Malpighiales, Euphorbiaceae. Gene Ontology annotation, molecular function: protein tag activity; ubiquitin protein ligase binding. The transcript has 2 exons.